UUUCGGUGGCACCAAUAUGGCGGCGGCGGCGGGCAGGGCCGCGGCCCCCCGCCUGAUGGCUUCGCUGAUAAAAAACAACAUCAGUAAAGUUAGAGCCCAUCACCCAUGGAGACAUCAGUCUGGGGCAGCAGCGGCAGCAGCAAAGGUCAGACAAGCCGAAAGAACAAAACCUCAAGUUCAACCAGAGAAAAGGAAACCUAAAACAGGAAUAUUGUUGUUAAACAUGGGAGGCCCUGAGACACUGGGAGAUGUUCAUGACUUCCUCCUGAGGCUUUUCCUGGAUAGAGACCUGAUGACACUUCCUGUACAAAAUAAGUUGGCACCAUUCAUCGCCAAACGCCGCACACCCAAAAUUCAGGAACAGUACAGCAGGAUCGGAGGAGGGUCGCCCAUCAAAAUGUGGACUACGAAGCAGGGGGAAGGCAUGGUGAAGCUGUUGGAUGAACUCUCGCCACAAACAGCACCUCACAAAUAUUACAUUGGAUUUCGUUAUGUCCAUCCUCUAACAGAAGAAGCAAUAGAAGAAAUGGAAAAAGAUGGAAUUGAAAGGGCUGUUGCUUUCACGCAGUAUCCGCAGUACAGCUGCUCUACAACAGGCAGCAGCUUAAAUGCCAUUUACCGAUAUUAUAAUGAAGUAGGGAAGAAGCCAACGAUGAAGUGGAGUACGAUUGACAGAUGGCCAACUCACCCUCUCCUUAUUCAGUGCUUUGUGGACCAUAUUCGGAAUGAAUUGGACCAGUUUCCACCUGAGAAGAGAGAAGAAGUUGUCAUUCUUUUUUCUGCACACUCACUUCCAAUGUCGGUAGUGAAUCGAGGUGAUCCAUAUCCUCAAGAAGUGGGAGCUACAGUUCAAAGAGUAAUGGAGAAUUUGGGUUACUCCAAUGCUUACAGACUUGUCUGGCAGUCAAAGGUUGGUCCAAUGCCUUGGCUGGGUCCACAAACUGAUGAAACUAUUAAAGGACUUUGUAAGAGGGGUAGAAAGAACAUCCUUCUGGUUCCUAUAGCGUUUACUAGUGACCACAUUGAAACCCUGUAUGAGCUGGAUAUUGAAUACUCACAAGUUCUAGCAAAUGAGUGUGGAGUUGAAAACAUCAGAAGAGCAGAGUCUCUUAAUGGAAAUCCAUUGUUCUCCAAGGCACUGGCUGACUUGGUUCAUUCGCAUCUGAAAUCCAAUGAAAUAUGCUCCAAGCAGUUAACUCUGAGUUGUCCACUCUGUGUAAAUCCUGUCUGCAGGGAGACAAAAUCCUUCUUCACUAAUCAACAGCUGUGACCCAUGGCCAGGAACCCAAGUUGGAUUAGACAGGACAAAACCUUCCUGGAGUGUUGCCACAAGCCUCCCAGCUACGACCGUUCCUUAUUUUUGAAGAGAAUGUUGGGCAGAAAAAAGGAACCAAAUUACAUUAAAAUAUUAACCAACCUU
Messenger RNA from Tachyglossus aculeatus (Australian echidna), 1420 nucleotides. RefSeq names its product ferrochelatase (gene FECH). Gene Ontology annotation, biological process: heme biosynthetic process. Lineage: Eukaryota; Metazoa; Chordata; Mammalia; Monotremata; Tachyglossidae. The record is from RefSeq and is a predicted model, not a curated record. The coding region runs from base 17 to 1270 and encodes 417 amino acids. Gene Ontology annotation, molecular function: protoporphyrin ferrochelatase activity. The transcript is spliced from 11 exons.